Chinchilla lanigera (long-tailed chinchilla) is the source of this 8117-nucleotide messenger RNA. It is a transcript of the gene Mylk, whose product is annotated as myosin light chain kinase. The record is from RefSeq and is a predicted model, not a curated record. Gene Ontology annotation, biological process: protein phosphorylation. Lineage: Eukaryota; Metazoa; Chordata; Mammalia; Rodentia; Chinchillidae. The transcript has 34 exons. Gene Ontology annotation, molecular function: ATP binding; protein binding; protein kinase activity. The coding region runs from base 419 to 6328 and encodes 1969 amino acids.
CGCGUGCGGCUUGCCCGGGCAGUAGGAAUCCGGACCCCUAACGCGGCCGCGCUCUUCCUCGCUCAUCCGCGCCUCGCUCGGCCACUCGCCUGCCCGGCUCGCGGGGCCUCCACGCCCGCCCGCGUGCCCGCCGGCUCCCGGCGCCGCCCCGCAGUUCGAGCCCCCGAGCGCGGAGCCCUCGCUGCAGCCGCUGCCUGGCCAGCGGGCCGCUGCCGCCGCGCGGUGACUCCUGGACCGGCUGCCCCUGCCAUAGCUCACAGUACCCUUAAGGCUCCUUGCAUCCUUGCAUCCUUGCAUCCCUGGGAGGCAGCCCUCCAGGGCAGGAAGCAGACCUUUGGGACAGGAAGCAGACCUCCAGGACACCCUUCCUGGCCUCCUGAACCAGUUGCCACAACAAACAUCUGGGAAGACGUUGAAUAUGGGAGAUGUGAAGCUGGUUGCCUCAUCACAUGUUUCCAAAACCUCCCUGAGUGUGGAUCCUUCAAGGACUGGCUCCGCACCGCUGAUGGAGGCCCCUGCUUUCAUUCUGCCCCCUCGGAACCUCUGCGUCAAAGAAGGAGCCACAGCCAAGUUUGAAGGGAGGGUCCGAGGUUACCCAGAGCCCCAGGUGACAUGGCACAGAAAUGGGCAACCCAUUUCCAGUGGAGGCCGCUUCCUGCUGGACUGCGGUGUCCGGGGGACUUUCAGCCUUAUCAUUUGUGCUGUCUGUGGGGAGGACCAGGGAAAGUACACCUGUGAAGCCAGCAAUGGCAGUGGUGCCCGCCAGCUGACAGUGGAGCUGACAGUGGAAGAGAGUUUUGCGAAGAAGCCUGGUCAUCCUGUUGUUUCCAAAACUCUGGGGGACAGAUUUUCAGCCUCAGCAGUGGAAACUCGUCCUAGCAUCUGGGGCGAAUGCCCACCAAAGUUUGCUACCAAGUUGGGCCGAGCGGUGGUCAAAGAAGGACAAAUGGGGCGAUUCUCCUGCAAGGUCACUGGCCGUCCCCAACCUCAGGUCACCUGGCUCAAGGGAAAUGUCCCACUGCAGCCGAGCGCCCGUGUGUCUAUGUCAGAGAAGAAUGGGAUGCAGGUCCUGGAAAUCCAUGAGGUCACCCAGGAUGAUGUGGGCAUGUACACGUGCAUGGUGGUGAAUGGGUCAGGAAAGGCCUCCAUGUCGGCAGAGCUCUCCAUCCCAGGUUUGGACAGUGCCAGCAGGUCCUUUGUGAGAGGAACAAAGGCCCCCAAUGCAGACAUCAGGAGGGAGGUGACCAAUGGAAUCACAAAGGGGCUGAAACUGGACAGCAUGGAGACAAUGGCCGGAAGUAAGACUAGCCUACACAAAAGUGGCUCUCUGGCCUGGGUCGCAAACAGCCCAUCACAUGAGCCUAAACCAGAGCUAUGUGGGGACUCCCCCAGAAAGGUCCUACAGACUCCCCUUCUACAGAAGACUCCCAGCACCAUCACUCUGCAGGCCUCAAAAGUCCAGGCAGAACCCAGAGCACCAGCCGUGGGGGCUCUGUCUCUUUCCGGAGAAGAGAAGAAGAGACCAGCUGCUGCCCGGCCAAGCACCCUCCCCACCAGAUGGUCUGGCCUGGAAAGCCCAGAAGUUGUGAGCACAGUUGCCACUCGGAAAACCCCCAUGGAGAGCCAGAGAGAGUCAACAUUGCCCCAGUUUGAGAGCAAGCCCCAAAGCCUGGAAGUCUGUGAACAUGAAGCAGUCAAGUUCAGGUGUGAUGUUUCAGGGUUCCCGAAACCUGAAGUGGCCUGGUUCCUGGAAGGCAUGCCUGUGCGGACAAGAGAAGGCACCACUGAAGUUUAUGAGGAUGGGGGAUCCUAUUACUUCUGCCUUCUGAGAGCCCGGACCAGAGACAGUGGACGGUACAGCUGCACAGCUUCCAACAGCCGAGGCCAGGUGUCCUGCAGCUGGACCCUCCGAGUGGAAAAGCCGGCUGCCAUGAAGGUGGCUCCCUCCUUCUCCAGUGUCCUGAAGGACUGCACGGUCAUUGAGGGCCAGGAUUUUGUGCUGCAGUGCUCCGUGCAGGGGAGCCCAGUGCCCCAAAUCACUUGGCUACUCAAUGGGCAGCCUAUCCAGUACGCGCACUCCACCUGCCGGGCUGGCGUGGCUGAGCUCCGGGUCCAGGACACUCUGCCAGAGGACGAUGGCAUCUAUACCUGUCUGGCUGAGAACGCCUCAGGCCAAGUGUCCUGCAGCGCCAGGGUCACUGUCCAUGAAAAGAAGAGUGACGGGAAGAGUGGCCUUUCACCCCUGGCUCCCACCAAGCCCACUGCACCCAUCUUCCUGCAGGGCCUUUCUGAUCUUCGAGUCAUGGACGGAAGCCAGGUCACCAUGACAGUCCAGGUGUCAGGGAAUCCGCCCCCCGAGGUCAUCUGGCUUCACAACGGGAAUGAGAUCCAGGAGUCAGAGGACUUCCACUUUGAACGGAGAGGCACCCGGCACAGUCUCUGCAUCCAGGAGGUGUUCCCGGAGGACACGGGCACGUAUACCUGCGAGGCCUGGAACAGUGCCGGGACAGUUCGCACCCAGGCCAUGCUCACGGUGCAAGAGCCACAAGAUGGCACCCAGCCCUGGUUCAUUAGCAAGCCUCGCUCGGUGACAGCCUCCCUGGGCCAGAAUGUCCUCAUCUCCUGCGCCAUUGCUGGUGACCCCUUUCCCAGCGUGCAUUGGCUCCGAGAUGGCAAAGCCCUCUCCAAAGACACUGGCCACUUGGAGGUGCUACAGAAUGAGGAUGUGUUCACCCUGGUUCUGAAGAACGUGCAGCCUUGGCACGCUGGCCAGUAUGAAAUCCUGCUCAGGAACCAGGUUGGGGAAUGCAGUUGCCAGGUGUCGCUGAUGCUACAGAGCAGCCCUGCCAGCCCCCUCUUUCGGGGGCGGGAGCCUGCCAGCUGUGAGGGCCUCUGUGGUGGAGGAGUUGGUGCUGAUGGUGGCGGUGACUGUGAUGGGACCCUGAGGCCUGGCUGGCUAGCAAGAGGGCAGGGUUGGCUGGAGGAGGAAGACGCUGAGGACGUGCGGGGGGUGCUAAAGAGGCGAGUGGAGACCAGGCUGCACACAGAGGAGGCGAUCCGCCAGCAGGAGGUGGAGCAGCUGGAUUUCCGUGACCUACUGGGGAAGAAGGUGAGCACCAAGACCGUCUCAGAAGAAGACCUCAAGGAGAUCCCAGCUGAGCAGAUGGAUUUCCGCGCCAACCUACAGCGGCAAGUGAAGCCAAAGACUGUGUCCGAGGAAGAGAGGAAGGUGCAUAGUCCCCAACAGGUCGACUUCCGUUCUGUGCUGGCCAAGAAGGGGACUCCUAAAACCCUUGGGCCUGAGAAGGCACCACCUCCAAAACCUGCCACCCCAGAUUUCCGCUCAGUGCUGGGCAGCAAGAAGAAAUCACCAGCAGAGAAUGGCAGCAGCAGUGCUGAGGCCCAAAAUGCCAAAGCCACAGAAGUUCCCACGCCUGUGAUCAAUGCAGAGCCUGCAGGGGCCCUGAAACCCAUGGGCAACGCCAAGCCUGCCGAGACCCUGAAACCCAUGGUCAAUGCCAAGCCUGCUGAGACCUUAAAACCUGUGGGCAGUGCCAAGCCAGCUGAGACCCUGAAACCCAUGGGCAACACCAAGCCAGCUGAGACCCUGAAACCCACGGGCAAUGCCAAGCCUGCCGAGACCCUGAAACCCAUGGGCAAUGCCAAGCCUGCCGAGACCCUGAAACCCAUGGGCAAUGCCAAGCCUGCUGAGACCCUGAAACCCGUGGGCAACACCAAGCCAGCUGAGACCUUGAAACCAUCCGGGAAAGAAGAACUCAAGAAGGAAGUUAAGAAUGAUGUGAACUACAAGAGAGGGCAUGCAGGAGCCACAGAUUAUGAGAAAAGACCAGAGAGCCAAGAGACGGCCCCAACCUUCACAGAGAAGCUACAAGAUGUCCGUGUGGCAGAGGGUGAAAAACUGCUACUCCAGUGCCAGGUGUCCUCUGACCCUCCGGCCACUGUCACUUGGACACUGAAUGGAAAGACACUCAAGACCACCAAGUUCAUCAUCCUCUCUCAAGAAGGCUCACUGUGCUCUGUCUCCAUCCAGAAGGCUCUGCCCGAGGACAAGGGCCUGUACAAGUGCGUAGCAAAGAACAGCGCUGGCCAGGCAGAGUGUUCCUGCCAAGUCACCGUGGACGAUGCACCAGCCAGUGAGAACACCAAGGCCCCGGAGAUGAAAUCCCGGAGGCCCAAAAGCUCUCUUCCUCCUGUGCUGGGAACAGAGAGUGAUGCAACUGUGAAAAAGAAACCCACCCCCAAGACAUCUCCGAAGGCAGCGAUGCCCCCUCAGAUCACCCAGUUCCCUGAGGACCAGAAGGUGCGGGCGGGAGAACCUGUGGAGCUGCUUGGGAAAGUGACCGGCACCCAGCCCAUCACCUGCACCUGGAUGAAGUUCCGAAAGCAGAUCCAGGACAGCGAGCACAUCAAGGUAGAGAACAGCGAGGGCAGCAGCAAGCUCACCAUCCUGGCCGCGCGCCAGGAGCACUGCGGCUGCUACACGCUGCUGGUGGAGAACAAGCUGGGCAGCAGGCAGGCCCAGGUCAACCUCACGGUCGUGGACAAGCCAGACCCCCCAGCUGGCACGCCUUGUGCCUCUGAUAUCCGGAGCUCCUCCCUGACCCUGUCCUGGUAUGGCUCUUCCUACGAUGGAGGCAGUGCCGUACAGUCCUACAGCGUUGAAAUCUGGGAUUCAGUGGACAAGAUGUGGAAGGAAUUAGCCACAUGCCGCAGCACCUCUUUUAACGUCCAGGACCUGCUGCCUGACCGAGAGUAUAAAUUUCGUGUACGUGCGAUCAAUGUGUAUGGAACAAGCGAGCCAAGCCAGGAGUCUGAGCUCACCACGGUGGGAGAGAAACCCGAGGAGCCCAAGGAUGAAGUGGAGGUGUCAGAUGACGAUGAGAAGGAGCCUGAAGUCGACUAUCGGACGGUGACUGUCAACACUGAACAAAAAGUAUCUGACUUGUACGACAUUGAAGAACGACUGGGAUCUGGGAAAUUUGGACAAGUCUUUCGACUUGUAGAAAAGAAAACUGGAAAAAUCUGGGCAGGGAAAUUCUUCAAGGCAUAUUCAGCAAAAGAGAAAGAGAACAUCCGGGAGGAGAUCAGCAUCAUGAACUGCCUCCACCAUCCCAAGCUAGUCCAGUGUGUGGAUGCCUUCGAGGAAAAGGCCAACAUCGUCAUGGUGCUGGAGAUCGUGUCAGGUGGCGAGCUGUUUGAGCGGAUCAUUGACGAGGACUUCGAGCUGACGGAGCGGGAAUGCAUCCAGUACAUGAGGCAGAUCUCGGAGGGGGUGGAGUACAUCCACAAGCAGGGCAUCGUGCACCUGGACCUCAAGCCUGAGAACAUCAUGUGUGUCAACAAGACGGGCACCAGAAUCAAGCUCAUCGACUUCGGUCUGGCCCGGAGGCUGGAGAAUGCGGGGUCUCUGAAGGUCCUCUUUGGCACCCCAGAGUUUGUGGCUCCUGAAGUGAUCAACUAUGAACCUAUCGGCUACGCCACGGACAUGUGGAGCAUCGGGGUCAUCUGCUAUAUCCUGGUCAGCGGCCUUUCUCCCUUCAUGGGUGACAACGACAAUGAGACCUUAGCCAAUGUUACCUCAGCCACCUGGGACUUCGAUGAUGAGGCGUUUGACGAGAUCUCUGAGGAUGCCAAGGACUUCAUCAGCAACUUGCUGAAGAAAGAUAUGAAAAACCGCCUGAACUGUACCCAGUGUCUUCAGCAUCCAUGGCUCAUGAAAGAUACUAAAAACAUGGAGGCCAAGAAGCUGUCCAAGGACCGGAUGAAGAAGUAUAUGGCAAGAAGGAAAUGGCAGAAAACGGGCAAUGCUGUGAGAGCCAUUGGAAGACUGUCCUCUAUGGCAAUGAUCUCGGGGCUCAGUGGCAGGAAGUCCUCAACAGGAUCACCAACCAGCCCCCUCAAUGCAGAGAAACUAGAAUCUGAAGAAGAUGUCUCCCAGGCUUUCCUUGAGGCCGUAGCUGAGGAAAAGCCCCACGUGAAACCCUAUUUCUCUAAGACAAUUCGAGACUUGGAAGUCGUGGAGGGAAGUGCUGCUAGAUUCGACUGCAAGAUUGAAGGAUACCCGGACCCUGAGGUCGUCUGGUUCAAAGAUGACCAGUCAAUCAGAGAGUCACGCCACUUCCAGAUAGACUACGAUGAGGAUGGGAACUGCUCUUUGAUUAUUAGUGAUGUCUGUGGGGAUGACGAUGCCAAGUACACCUGCAAGGCUGUCAACAGUCUUGGAGAAGCCACCUGCACGGCAGAGCUCAUUGUGGAAACCAUGGAGGAAGGAGAAGGGGAGGGGGAAGAGGAAGAAGAGGAAGAGUGAAACAAAGCCAGGGAGAAGCAGUGUCUAAGUCAUUUUAAAAGGACUAUUUUUCUAAAGCUCAAAAAACUCCAGACAGUAAAUAAAGGCACCUAGUGUGGUAGGUUAUCUAGUUAGGUCAUGUGGGGGUUGAUUCAUCAGCAACAGCAAUUGAUACUUAGUACCGUUACUGGUGGGCAUUAGUAUGAAUUAGCUGACACCUGCAGAUAAAGUGUGGCUACAUUUCAUUUAGGGAAAUCACCAGCAACUUGCAUGACCAAUUGGCUUUAGGGAAAAAGUAACCAAAAGUAUUUAUCCCGGCAAAGUCAUGAAUGCAGCCAUGAGUAUCAAGGCCACAUCUGGGCUCUGUGCCCGGUGGCCCUGCUCAGCCCAGAAGGCCCCUGGAGACAGGUGGCCUCUCUCCCUAGCCUCUGGUUCCAGAGAACUGGGUCUUCUCCAACACUGCAGCAUUUCAUUCUGAAAGCAGCUGAGCCAUUCUGCCUUCCAGGGCAUAUUUUUUCCAAAGCUCACUGUAGAAAUCCACACUCUUUAUUCCUCUCCCCUAUUUCACCUGCAAGCUUUUCUGGAUCUGAAUUUGUCAUAAAUUUCGGCACUAGGGACAUUAACUGUGCUUCAUAGAUUGUGAAGAAAAGAACCCUGCUCACGGCUGACUCUUUUCUUCUAAAAUCAGUAGGGAAUCUAAACUAAACUUAGCCCCUCUUUUCAAGUGUCUAGCAGCUUCCAACUUUUCAGUAAGAACCCGUGGGGGCGUGGGGCAGGUCCUUGCUGAUGUGCUUUUCUUCUUCAGCCAGGAUUCAGAUUUGUGCUGUUACUGGGUAUCAGCCUGCAUGCGUGGUAAAGAUUUUUGUGUCUGAAUGUGGAAAAAAAAAGCAGUUUGCUGAAAUGUUAAUCUUGAUUAUUUAUUGGGCACUAUGAAAUGUAUUUCAACUCAUGAACAGCUGCAGAGCUCCUUUACUUUGGAAUUGUCUAGUCUGAGUUUAAUACAUCUUUACUCUCCACACGUCCGAAGAGCUCAGCCUACCAUAGGGUUCCACGCUAUUUUCCUUUCUGACUACCCAUCAAUCAUGCCUCGCCCCCAGUUUUGAAAUAUAUUCUUAGACCUGACAAAUGCACUCAGACUUGCAUCUGUAGGAAUUUUUAACUUUUUUCACUACAUUGGCACUUAAAUUUUUUCUUUAUAAAACUUUUUGGUCACAGACCAUAAACAAAUACCAUAAAUGGAUAUAUCUAGUACAUUUCCUCUGUGUGUGUGUGUAUGUGUGUAUAACAUUCCAAGUACUCUUUUCUUUUCCACUGUUUGUAAAGUGCAGCAACUUAAUAUUCCAAUGGUUUUUCUAAUAGCUCCUUAUGAACCAAUCUUAAAUUACUUCUGUGCAAUCCUAGCAAGUAUCAAUGUUAGAAUUUUGAUAUUACUUAAUCUUAUGUUAUCUUCCAUUCUAUUGUUAGCUACAUUUUCAAAUUGCCAGUAUUUUUCCUUUUUUGCUUUUUAAACAGUUACAGUAUUUUUCAUUAUAACCACAGUAUUGCCACAAUUUAUUAUAAUAAAGGGGUUUUAAUUUGAUUUAGACCAAAGUGUUUUUUCAUCACUUCAGUUGUGUUUAGAAUAUAAUUUUGUGUGUGUGUAUGUAUGUUGUGUGUAUGUGCAUGGGUGUUAUAUACAUGUGUUUACAGCUUUAUGCCUUCUUGGGAUUGUGUUAAUGUUCUUUUGGUUUAUUAUGCCAUCAGAAUGGUAAAUCAGAACACUACAAAUGUAGUUAGCUCACAGUUUUUAAAUAAAGGAUACCACAGUGCA